Sus scrofa (pig) is the source of this 5099-nucleotide messenger RNA. It is a transcript of the gene BRPF1, whose product is annotated as bromodomain and PHD finger containing 1. The record is from RefSeq and is a predicted model, not a curated record. NCBI's taxonomy places the organism in Eukaryota, Metazoa, Chordata, Mammalia, Artiodactyla, Suidae. Gene Ontology annotation, biological process: regulation of transcription by RNA polymerase II. Gene Ontology annotation, molecular function: protein binding.
CGGGCUCCUCACGCCCAGUCCCGCGCUCACCGUCCGUGACCGCAGAUUCGCUACAAACGGCCCUACCAAUCCGGAUCCCGAGUACUUCAAUUUCAGUCUCCAGAAACUCAACUCUAAGAUGGAGGUGCUAGAAGAGCACUGUGGGGUAUCCAGGGGCCUUCCGAAUCCUAAAGAAUGGCCUCUCGAGCCUCAGCGGGCGGGAGGGGAUCUGUGGCGAAAGUGCAGGUCGGCAGCGCCGCGGCUACGCAUUUACCCUGCGCAGACGCCGUCGCCGCCGCUGCUGCCGCCGCCGCUGCCACUGCCUUUGCCGCCACCGUCUCUGCUGCCGCCGUCCCCGCGUUGCCUCCGGGAACCUCUUUUGUUCCAGCAGCGUCGGGUCCCGAGGCCAGGCAACCUAGGGGUUCUCGAAAGGGGCGGCGGCCGCCGGAAUUGAGACACCCGGGCGCCGGCGGGACUGGGAGCGGCAGGGGUCAGCGCGGGAAUCCCAGGGAGCCGGACCAGAGCGUGGGGCGGCAGGGGGCCGGGGUGGCGAGGUCUGCAGUCUCUGGAGUUGGGGCUUCCCCUCCCCGGCCCGUCUUUCCCCGCUGGCCUCCCCAAGUGGGGUCGGAGCCCCGGCGGGCGCCCCCGGCGAUGAGCCCGGACUCGAGGUGGCCGAUGUGACAGCAUGGGGGUGGACUUUGACGUGAAGACUUUCUGCCACAACUUGCGGGCAACUAAGCCACCCUAUGAAUGCCCCGUGGAGACUUGCCGCAAGGUCUACAAGAGUUACAGUGGUAUUGAGUACCACCUGUACCACUAUGACCACGACAACCCACCACCCCCACAGCAGACUCCACUCCGAAAGCACAAGAAGAAGGGGCGCCAGUCACGCCCAGCCAACAAGCAGUCACCCAGCCCCUCAGAGGUAUCCCAGUCACCCAGCCGUGAGGUGAUGAGUUAUGCACAGGCCCAGCGCAUGGUAGAGGUGGACCUGCAUGGCCGAGUCCAUCGCAUCAGCAUCUUUGACAACCUGGAUGUGGUGUCAGAGGAUGAGGAGGCGCCUGAGGAGGCCCCUGAAAAUGGCAGCAAUAAGGAGAACACUGAGACACCGGCUGCUACUCCCAAGUCAGGCAAGCAUAAGAACAAGGAGAAGCGCAAGGACUCCAACCAUCACCACCACCACAAUGCUUCUGCGAGCACCACUCCCAAGCUGCCAGAGGUGGUGUACCGGGAGUUGGAGCAGGAUACCCCUGAUGCUCCACCUCGUCCAACUUCUUAUUACCGGUACAUCGAAAAGUCAGCAGAAGAGCUAGAUGAGGAAGUAGAGUAUGACAUGGACGAGGAGGACUACAUCUGGUUGGAUAUCAUGAACGAGCGGCGGAAGACGGAGGGUGUGAGUCCCAUUCCACAGGAGAUCUUUGAGUACUUAAUGGACCGGCUGGAGAAAGAGUCCUACUUUGAAAGUCACAAUAAAGGCGACCCCAAUGCACUAGUGGAUGAGGAUGCUGUGUGCUGCAUCUGCAAUGAUGGUGAGUGCCAGAACAGCAAUGUCAUCCUCUUCUGUGACAUGUGCAACCUGGCUGUGCACCAGGAGUGCUACGGUGUCCCCUACAUCCCUGAGGGCCAGUGGUUGUGCCGCCGCUGCCUGCAGUCACCCUCCCGUGCUGUGGAUUGCGCCCUGUGCCCCAAUAAGGGUGGUGCCUUCAAGCAGACAGAUGAUGGGCGCUGGGCCCACGUGGUGUGUGCCCUAUGGAUCCCUGAGGUCUGCUUUGCCAACACGGUCUUCCUGGAGCCUAUUGACAGCAUCGAACACAUCCCGCCAGCUCGCUGGAAGCUAACCUGCUACAUUUGCAAACAGCGAGGCUCAGGGGCCUGUAUCCAGUGCCACAAGGCCAACUGCUACACAGCCUUCCAUGUGACAUGUGCCCAGCAGGCCGGCCUUUACAUGAAGAUGGAGCCUGUGCGGGAGACAGGCGCCAACGGCACCUCCUUCAGCGUCCGCAAGACUGCCUACUGCGACAUCCACACACCCCCUGGUUCAGCACGCCGCCUGCCUGCCCUGUCCCACAGUGAGGGUGAGGAGGAGGAGGAUGAGGAGGAGGAUGAGGGUAAGAGUUGGAGCUCAGAGAAGGUCAAGAAGGCCAAGGCCAAGUCUCGGAUCAAGAUGAAGAAGGCACGGAAGAUCCUGGCAGAGAAGCGGGCAGCAGCACCUGUGGUAUCUGUGCCCUGCAUCCCGCCACACAGGCUCAGUAAAAUCACUAACCGCCUGACCAUCCAACGGAAGAGCCAGUUCAUGCAGAGACUGCAUAGCUACUGGACGCUGAAGAGGCAGUCACGGAAUGGGGUCCCACUGCUCCGUCGCCUGCAGACACACCUGCAGUCUCAGAGGAACUGCGACCAAGUCGGGAGAGAUUCUGAGGAUAAAAACUGGGCCCUUAAAGAACAGCUCAAGUCCUGGCAACGACUUCGGCAUGACCUGGAGCGAGCACGGCUGCUGGUGGAGCUGAUCCGCAAACGGGAGAAACUCAAAAGGGAGACGAUCAAGGUCCAGCAGAUUGCCAUGGAGAUGCAGCUGACCCCUUUCCUCAUCCUCCUUCGAAAAACCUUGGAGCAGCUCCAAGAGAAGGACACAGGCAACAUCUUCAGCGAGCCGGUCCCUCUGUCUGAGGUAACCGAAUUGGACGAAGUACCUGACUACCUAGACCACAUCAAAAAGCCUAUGGACUUUUUCACCAUGAAGCAGAACUUGGAGGCUUACCGCUACCUGAACUUUGAUGAUUUUGAGGAGGACUUCAACCUCAUCGUCAGCAACUGCCUCAAGUAUAAUGCCAAGGACACCAUCUUCUACCGGGCGGCAGUGCGGCUCCGUGAGCAGGGUGGUGCUGUGCUCCGCCAGGCCCGGCGCCAGGCAGAAAAAAUGGGCAUUGACUUUGAGACGGGCAUGCAUAUCCCCCACAGCCUGGCCGGAGACGAGGCCCCACACCACACCGAAGAUGCAGCAGAGGAAGAGGGGCUGGUCCUGCUGGAGAACCAGAAGUACCUGCCAGUGGAAGAGCAGCUGAAGGUGUUGCUUAAAGAGCUGGAUGAUGUGAAAGCCAGCAAGCAGAGUGUAGGCCGCUCCCGGCGUGCAAAGAUGAUCAAGAAAGAGAUGACGGCACUGCGGCGGAAGCUUGCCCACCAGCGGGAAACUGGACGAGAUGGGCCUGAGCGGCACGGCCCCUCCAGCCGGGGCAGCCUGACACCCCACCCCGCAGCCUGUGACAAGGAUGGGCAGACAGACAGUGCCGCCGAGGAGAGCAGCAGCCAGGAGACAAGCAAAGGCCUGGGUCCCAACAUGUCCUCAACCCCCGCACAUGAGGUGGGCAGGAGAACCUCAGUUCUGUUCUCCAAAAAGAACCCGAAGACAGCUGGACCGCCCAAGAGGCCGGGCCGGCCCCCCAAAAACCGGGAGAGCCAGAUGACCCCCAGCCACGGAGGCAGUCCUGUGGGGCCCCCCCAGCUCCCCAUCAUGGGCUCCCUGCGCCAGCGCAAGCGGGGUAGGAGCCCUCGGCCCAGUUCGAGUUCAGACAGCGACAGUGAUAAAUCCACAGAAGACCCCCCAAUGGACUUACCAGCCAAUGGCUUCAGCGGUGGAAACCAGCCAGUAAAGAAGAGUUUCUUGGUAUACCGUAAUGACUGCAGCCUUCCCCGGAGCAGCUCAGACUCUGAGUCCAGCAGCAGUAGUAGCAGCAGCGCUGCCUCAGACCGGACCAGCACAACGCCUUCAAAACAAGGCCGGGGCAAGCCCUCCUUCUCUCGGGGCACGUUCCCAGAAGAUAGCAGUGAAGAUACCUCAGGCACUGAGAAUGAGGCCUACUCCGUGGGCACUGGCCGCGGCGUGGGCCACAGCAGUAAGUACGCCUGCCCAAAGCCAGGGGUGCCGGGGGCCCAGAGUCAGGGCCAUGCCAGACCCCUGGCUGCUGACCCGCCCCCUCUCUCCCAUUCCUAUGAAGUGGUAAGGAAGAGUCUGGGCAGGGGAGCUGGCUGGCUGUCGGAGGAUGAGGACUCCCCGCUGGAUGCUCUGGACCUGGUGUGGGCCAAAUGCCGAGGGUAUCCAUCGUACCCAGCUCUGAUCAUUGAUCCAAAGAUGCCCCGGGAAGGUAUGUUCCACCAUGGGGUUCCCAUCCCUGUGCCCCCACUGGAGGUGCUGAAACUUGGGGAACAGAUGACCCAGGAAGCCCGAGAGCAUCUCUACCUCGUCCUCUUCUUUGACAACAAGCGAACCUGGCAGUGGCUGCCCAGAACUAAGCUGGUUCCUCUGGGCGUGAACCAGGACCUUGACAAGGAGAAGAUGCUGGAGGGCCGCAAAUCCAACAUCCGCAAGUCAGUACAGAUUGCCUACCACAGGGCUCUGCAGCACCGCAGCAAGGUGCAAGGCGAGCAGAGCAGCGAAACCAGCGAUAGUGACUAAUACUGCCCAGAACAACCCAGCCUACAGUGCCCUGCCACCUCUCUCCUCCCCUUUGCUCACUGUCCUGGAGUGGCAUCGGCCUCUGCACUGACUCAUUCCUGGUCUUGGGGCCAGUCUCAGGGGAAGCUGGGUGGGGGAGGUCCCUCCCGCCCUGAGUGCAGCUGGACUGUACAGAACACUCCAAGGGCCCAUGGUGGCUCUGCGCAAUGAGAGGAGAGGUCCUACAGGCCAGAAAGCUCCAGAGACCUCACGGCAUUGCAGUGCAAGGUGGUGGGCCAAGGUUAGGACACUGUGUAAACAGGCCAUCCCACCACCUGCCUGCUUGUGCCAGGAGAAUCCUAACUGCCUAGUGGCCUGAGGCCCCUGAGGUGGUGAGGUGAGCGGGCAUCUGCCCAGCCUAGCAGUGGGAUUGAUGUCUGUCCAGCCCGGAAGAGGGGCACUAGGUGACCCCCUCCCCUGCUGUUGUAAAUACUGUAAUUAGCGGAGAAUUUAAAUUAUUCUCAUUUGUAACUGCGUUUCCGGGUCGCGCCAGAGUCAUUUGGUACUAAAAAUCCUGGGGCCUGUCCCCACUUCCCUUCUUCCCAUAGAUUUCCCUCUCCUUUCAAACUGGUUUGUAUUUAUUUCAAAGGAAGAAAAUAUAUUGAUUCUUAGAAAAUAAAUGGUCUGUUUG